This is a messenger RNA of Paralichthys olivaceus (Japanese flounder), 2118 nucleotides long. It is a transcript of the gene hsd20b2, whose product is annotated as hydroxysteroid (20-beta) dehydrogenase 2. Gene Ontology annotation, molecular function: oxidoreductase activity. Lineage: Eukaryota; Metazoa; Chordata; Actinopteri; Pleuronectiformes; Paralichthyidae. Gene Ontology annotation, cellular component: endoplasmic reticulum. The record is from RefSeq and is a predicted model, not a curated record.
UACAAGGGUUGAAGUGCUACAAGGGAACUGUCAAGAUGUCAUUCAGUGAAGUACUGACCAUCAUUGGAGGACUCACGGUUGUUUUCCAACUGCUGAGCAUGACCUGGAGAUGUUGGCGUGGGCUCAGACAGUUUGUUCUGGCAGAGGUUUGGCACAUGGAUUUAAGGACAAAUGGACAAUGGGCAGUUGUCACCGGUGCUACAUCUGGCAUUGGCAAAGCUUACGCCUGUGAGCUGGCACAUAGAGGCCUGGAUGUCGUCCUGGUGAGCAGAUCUGACGAUAAGCUGCGAAUAGUUGCCAAAGAAAUAGAGCAUCAGUAUGGGCGAAAGACUCGCACAAUCAGAGCAGACUUCACAGAUGGCCACAGCAUCUACCCUGCCAUCGCUAAGGGACUGCAAGGCCUGGAGAUUGGAGUCUUGGUCAACAAUGUAGGAAUGGUCUAUUCUGAUAAUUUUGCCUGUUUCCUGGAUAUUCCUGAUCCUGAGCGGAAAAUCACUGAGGUUAUCAACUGUAACAUGCUGUCUGUCCCUCAGAUGACCAGACUGGUACUUCCAGGCAUGAUCACAAGAAAGAAAGGGCUGAUCAUCAAUAUUUCCUCUGAGGUCGGUGUACGUCCGCAGCCUCUCCUGUCGCUUUACUCCGCCACCAAGAUUUUUGUAACGUAUUUCUCUCAGUGUCUGCACGCUGAGUACAAGUCAAAGGGAAUUACUGUGCAGUGUGUGGCCCCCCUGAUGGUGUCCACCAACAUGACCCACAACAUCGAAGUCAACUGCUUUGUGAAAAGUGCUUCAGAGUUCGCAAAUGAAGCUUUAAACACCGUGGGUCACUCCAGCUACACCAGCGGAUGUCUGUCCCACGCACUGCAGAACGCUGCUCUCACAGUUCUCCUGCCAGACUGGUUGCGUAUGUCACAAUUCCUCAUCAGGAAACUUCAAUGCUUAGUAGAGCUGAGUCACUGUAAAAGAAGAGUGUGUGAGGAAGAGGAGAAACUCAGGGAAAAGGAAGAGUAAUCAUCUGCACAGAAGCUGAAGUUCACUGAAUGAUUAUUGAUAUGAAUACUUACAGUAUAUAUUACUGGAGGUCAAAUACCUAAAUUGUGUAUAAUAUCAUAGGAUGGCAAAUACUAAUAUAUUUUUUUACAUUAUUGUAUGCUUUAUUUUUGCAUUAACGUUUCAAUUAUCUGUACAUCAUAUUUUAUCUAUCCAUGUUCAACAGCCUUAAUCCACUGUAUUUUAAUUAUCAUUUCUCUGUUACUGUAUAUAUUAUUAAACUUGACAAAUACACACACACAAUUUGUUUGUAUCGCAGUUAAGCAAUGUUUUAAGCAUAUAAUCUGGAAUAACUUUACAGUUACAAAGAUAGUAUCACGCAGUACAUUUGGCAUACGUUUACUCUACAGGAUCAUUAGUAACUAAAUCCAUUAGUAAACAAGUGACGGUCCUUUAAGGUUUUCUUGUCAAUGACUGACGUCUCAAUGUUCACAACUUGAGAUGGAAUUUGUGAAAAUGGCAAAACCAAGAUGCUUUUCAGCACCUUUCCUGUUUCCUGCAUCGUUCAAUGUCCAAGGUCCAAAAUCCAUGCAGUGUUGAACACUAUGACACAAAAACAUGGGAAAAGUGCAGUAACAUUUCAUUCUGUAUAUAUGUUAUAAGUGAGGAAUGUGAGAACUUUUAAUCUCCACUUGAUCUAAAUUGUCCUUAGUCAUGAAUGAUGGUCCUAUUUAAUAUUUUAGUAGCUUCAACGUAACCAUCAGUGUGACCCUUUUGGUGUAUAUUUGCAUUGUGAAGCACAAAUUCCAAUAUUACUUAAGUUAGCACAUAAAAUAGCAACAUUCAUCGUCAUUAUGAAUUCAAAUGUACACAACAGGUCCCUUCGUGAAGACGAGUGAAGCACGUUCAGCAGCAGAAGAAGCGUCUUUGCAUAUGUGCACAGAGAAGAAACAUCAGAAUGCAGUUCAACACAAAAACAAAAAGCCACUUGACGACUUGGCAGGAAUGUUAGAAUAAAGGGGAGAAAAAAAUCAAUAAAAGAACAAUUACUAAGAAUUAAUAAGACAAUUAUUUUAAAGCUGAAUCACAUAGAUUUAAUGGUCCAGUGUGUAAGAUUUAGGUGAAAGGG